This is a messenger RNA of Myotis daubentonii (Daubenton's bat), 499 nucleotides long. RefSeq names its product DCN1-like protein 1. Bases 1 to 477 code for a protein of 158 amino acids. Lineage: Eukaryota; Metazoa; Chordata; Mammalia; Chiroptera; Vespertilionidae. The record is from RefSeq and is a predicted model, not a curated record. The transcript has 2 exons.
AUGAGACUUAUCUGUGAUGACCUGGCCCUCGAUCCAGCCAGCAUUAGUGUGUGGUUCAUUGCAUGGAAGUUCAGAGCAGCAACACAGUGCGAGUUGUCCAAGCAGGAGUUCAUGGAUGGCAUGAUAGAAUUAGUAUGUGACAGCAUAGAAAAACUAAAGGCCCAGAUACCCAAAAUGGAACAGGAAUUAAAAGAACCAGGACGAUUUAAGGAUUUUUACCAGUUUACUUUUAAUUUUGCAAAGAAUCCAGGACAAAAAGGAUUAGAUCUAGAAAUGGCCAUUGCCUACUGGAAUUUAGUGCUUAAUGGAAGAUUUAAAUUCUUAGACUUAUGGAAUAAAUUUUUGUUGGAACAUCAUAAACGAUCCAUACCAAAAGAUACUUGGAAUCUUCUUCUAGACUUCAGUACAAUGAUUGCAGAUGACAUGUCUAAUUAUGAUGAGGAAGGUUUUUCAGUGGACUGGAAAGAGAUGGAAUAAAACUGAAAUUAAAGCUGGCCUG